AUGACGACAGUGCGAAUCUGCGUGUGUGGCGACGAGGGCACCGGCAAGUCCAGCCUCAUUGCGUCGCUGGUUAAGGACGUAUUCGUUGCCAACAAGAUCCAGCCGGUCCUCCCUCAGAUCACGAUCCCGCCCAACAUCGGAACCCCCGACAAUGUCGUCACCACCAUCGUCGAUACCUCGGCCCGGCCGCAGGACCGCACCACGCUGCGCAAGGAGAUCCGCAAGUCCAACGUCAUACUGCUGGUCUACUCGGACCACUACAGCUACGAACGCGUGGCCCUGUUUUGGAUGCCUUACUUCCGCUCCCUCGGCGUUAAUGUCCCCGUGGUGUUGUGCGCGAACAAGUCGGACCUGGCCGGUGAGGGGGGCUUUGUCCAGGUCGCCGACGAGGAGAUGCUGCCCGUCAUGACCGAGUUCCGCGAGAUCGAUUCGUGCGUCCGCUCCAGCGCCAAGGAGCACCGCAACGUUGUCGAAGCCUUCUUUCUCUGCCAGAAGGCUGUCACACACCCCAUCGCCCCGCUCUUUGACUACAAGGAGGGCAAGCUGAAGCCUGCGUGCAUCGAUGCCCUCAGGCGCAUAUUUUAUCUGAGCGAUAAGGACCAGGAUGGCUACCUUAGCGACCAAGAGAUGCAUGAGUUCCAGGCAAAGUCGUUUGACAAGCCGCUGUUGCCUGAGGAGCUGGAGAAUAUCAAGACAACCAUCGCCAAGGCCAUCCCUAGCUCUUUCAUCGAGAAAGGCAUUGACCAGCAAGGCUUUCUGCUGCUGAACAAGCUCUACGCGGAAAAAGGCCGACACGAGACGAUCUGGACCAUCCUACGGCACCAUCAUUACACCGACAGUCUGAGCCUCCACGACAGCUUUCUGCGCCCCAAAUUUGACGUGCCGGAAUAUGCGUCGGCCGAGCUUAGUCCGGCCGGCUAUCGAUUCUUUGUGGACUUGUUUCUCCUGUUCGACAAAGACAACGAUGGCGGCUUGAACGACCAUGAGCUCGCCGCGCUUUUUGCGCCUACCCCAGGGCUACCAGCGUCAUGGCAAGAAACCUCGUUCCCAUCUUCCACUGUCAGAAACGAGGCGGGACAUAUAACUCUGCAGGGCUGGCUAGCGCAAUGGAGUAUGACGACAUUCGUCGAGCCCAAGACCACGUUGGAGUAUCUCGCGUACUUAGGCUUUGAGCCUCCCAACCCGAGGGACGCCAUCACGGCAGCCCUCAAGAUAACCAAGGCCCGCAAACGAAGGAGGAAACCGGGCAGGGUGGAGCGCAACGUUGUGCUGUGCUACAUAAUCGGCGCGUCUGGUGCCGGCAAGUCGUCUUUGCUCGACGCCUUCCUCAGUCGGCCGUUUGAGCCGCUUUAUCGGCCGACUAUCAAGCCGCGACGAGCAGUGAACAGUGUUGAGCUCCAAGGUGGAAGGCAGUGCUACCUUAUCCUGGAGGAGCUCGGGGAGCUGGAACCGGCCAUACUCGAGAACCAGGCCAAGCUGGAUGCAUGCGAUCUCAUUUGCUAUGCCUACGACUCGUCUGACCCAGACUCGUUUUCACACAUUGUGUCGCUACGACGGCGCUUCCCCCAGCUUGACGACCUACCCGCCAUAUACACAGCGCUCAAGGCCGACCGGGACAAGACGAUGCAGCGGAGUGAGCUGCAACCCGAUACGUACACAUCAAGCCUGAAUAUGAGCACGCCCCUGCACGUGAGCGUCACGUGGGACAGCAUCAGCGAACUCUUCGUUGCCCUCGCCGAGGCGGCCACAAACCCCAGCACAGCGUUCCCGAAGAGCGAGGAGCCGCCACCGGACAGAACUAGCCUGUACGUCGCCCUCGGCGCUACAGCCUGCGCCGCUGCUGCCGCCUUUAUGAUAUGGCGUCGGUCUACCAACUCGAACUGA
Gaeumannomyces tritici R3-111a-1 is the source of this 1884-nucleotide messenger RNA. RefSeq names its product mitochondrial Rho GTPase 1. Gene Ontology annotation, biological process: mitochondrion organization; small GTPase-mediated signal transduction; regulation of mitochondrion organization. Lineage: Eukaryota; Fungi; Ascomycota; Sordariomycetes; Magnaporthales; Magnaporthaceae. Gene Ontology annotation, cellular component: mitochondrial outer membrane. The transcript is spliced from 2 exons. The record is from RefSeq and is a predicted model, not a curated record. Gene Ontology annotation, molecular function: GTPase activity; calcium ion binding; GTP binding. Bases 1 to 1884 code for a protein of 627 amino acids.